Messenger RNA from Fusarium graminearum PH-1, 1161 nucleotides. RefSeq lists its product as uncharacterized. Gene Ontology annotation, molecular function: protein binding. The coding region runs from base 1 to 1161 and encodes 386 amino acids. The transcript has 6 exons. The record is from RefSeq and is a predicted model, not a curated record. NCBI's taxonomy places the organism in Eukaryota, Fungi, Ascomycota, Sordariomycetes, Hypocreales, Nectriaceae.
AUGGUCGAAGCAAUCGGCAGAAACACGCGAUCUUUACUUGAUAUAAGCGGUCAGCUAAGACGUAUCCUCAAGGCUAUUGAGGCGAUACCGCUUCAUCUGACUCUGGACAUUGUGCGGCUUGACGAUGACCAUGGUGAAAGUUGGGCCCUUCCAUUACAGGCCUGCCAGACCUGGGAUUCCUUUUGUGAUCUGCUUCGGUCUGUUGUGUAUCCAAACGGGAGGCCUGGCGCAAACCACAUCAUGGACAGUCUAUUCGCCGUUACCCAUGCAAAAACUGGGAGACAGGUUCAAGAAGAUACAUGGUCUCGCUUUGUAAGUCCGGGAUUUCAUAUCGAGCAGGCCAUGGUGGUCAAAGGAAUUCGUUCCCUGGAGAUCUACCUAGACCCAACAUGUCUUGGGAAACUCGUGGAAGAAGUGUUGGAAUAUGGCCGCCGUAAAACAUAUCUAUGGGUGAUGACAAAUCGAGCCCCAUCUUCUCUAGUAGUUUUAAAUCAAGAUCAAUCUUCACUGACUGCUAUCGGUGAGAAUUCAGAGGGUUCCCGCAACAUUAAAGCAAAGCUUGGCCCUGGGCUUCUUUCCAUUAACGUUAACGAUGAUUCAGAGAUGUUCCGUAAAGUCAAGGUGGUUUACCCCACGAAGCCCGUCCGAAACAUCAAUGAUGUCCUCAAACUAUUGUAUGAGAGUUCCAAUCAACCUGAAGCACAAGCAUUUAUCGGCUUUCAAAGGCUUCGAGAUGUAGAGGAAACAUUAACAAUAAAAUAUGCCGAAGAAUCGAUAGAUAGUCUGAAGAUUGCAAUUGAAUCAGACAGCAUCAUUGCUGAGUAUUGGUACCAGUUGGGAAGUGCACGUAUGUUACUUGGAUCCUGGUCUGGCUACCAUGCCCAAUAUGACGACGCCACAGAUGAUUUUCGGAGGUGUGACGAACUCAUGCCAGGGUUGCCUCAAGUUCGCUCGCAACUCGAACCUUGUCAGAGAUACGUCCAAGAUUUAGACGAGAAAUCCUUCCGUGAUCACUUCUUUGAGGGCCCGAUUGAGACUCCGCUCCAGACACAUUACGAAAUGGCUGACCAAGCCGAAAGCGAACACAUCAACUUCAAUAGUAUUCUUCACGAUGGAGUGCAGGAAUCUGAGGAUAGUGACGAGGAAAUCGAUCAUCUGUAG